Molecule: messenger RNA, 2264 nt
Organism: Galendromus occidentalis (western predatory mite)
Lineage: Eukaryota; Metazoa; Arthropoda; Arachnida; Mesostigmata; Phytoseiidae
Gene: Pka-R2
Product: cAMP-dependent protein kinase type II regulatory subunit
Exons: 7
Coding region: 354-1499 (381 amino acids)
Biological process (GO): negative regulation of cAMP-dependent protein kinase activity
Cellular component (GO): cAMP-dependent protein kinase complex; cytosol
Molecular function (GO): cAMP-dependent protein kinase inhibitor activity; protein kinase A catalytic subunit binding; cAMP binding
Source: RefSeq, a predicted model, not a curated record
UCGUAUUCGAGGACGGGUUCUUCCAUAGAGUGGCGGAGAUUGUUCUAACGGUAUCUCUCAGCACACGUUAUCCCGUUCAAGGAAAUACCGUUCUCCCGGUGUUCCGUUCUUCAUUUUACCACGACUAGGCGGGACAUUAAACGCCAUCUUGACAAGUUGUGUGUGGGUGCUGCUGCUGCUGCUGCCCUGCUCUUGGUUGUGUGGGAUCAGUCGGAGUGCGGAGCUCAGACAGCGAGGAGCUCGAGCGCGCGAACCACCGAGCUCCGCGAGAACAGCAUUUGUUGAGUGAUCGUAUUGUGUUUUUCACAGUUUACUGACAUUUGUUCGUGUCUGUCAAGACGAUUCAGGCAGCUAUGAAUCGCCACGACGUUCCACCUGAGCUUACGAAUCUCCUGAUGGAGUUCACGGUCUCGGUUUUAGUCGAGAGACCGGAAGACAUCCUCGCCUAUGCAGCCAAAUAUUUUACUAACCUCCACGAGCAGCGCUCAGCAUCGACAAACGGGGGAUCUCAGCAAAACGUCGAGAACGAUGAAGCCAUUUAUAGCGAUGAAGAUGAACCCGAACCUCCUCCUCCGACCCGAUUCAACAGACGGAAGAGCGUCUUCGCUGAGCACUACGAUCCGGCCGAGGACGAGGACGACGAGGCACACAGGAUCAUUCAUCCCAAAUCGGACGAGCAGCGAGAAAUCCUGGCCAUGGCUGUAAAGAAUAUCCUUCUCUUCCGUUCCCUGGACGCCUCUCAGAUGCAGGAUGUGCUGGACGCUAUGUUCGAGCGCCGCGUAGUCCCAAACGAGAUCGUCAUUCAACAGGGGGACGACGGUGAUUAUUUCUACGUCAUUCAAAGCGGAACGUACAAUAUUUUCGUACGGAACCCCACUACCGGAGAUAACAUGAACGUGGGCAAAUACGAAAAUCAUGGCAGUUUCGGAGAACUGGCUCUUCUCUACAAUCAACCGAGAGCUGCAACCAUCCAAGCGACCACCGACGGCUCGCUGUGGGCUAUGAACCGUCAGACGUUCCGGCGCAUCGUCUUGAAAAGCGCUCAUAAGAAACGCGUCGUUUACGAAAAGCUCCUCGAAUCUGUGCCAAUGUUGAGCUCGCUCAACGCCUACGAAAGGAUGAAUCUUUGUGAUGCGCUCAUGCCAAAGGAAUUCAAGGAAGGUGAUUGUAUCAUCAAGCAAGGAGACAGUGCAGAUGGCAUGUACUUCUUGGAAGAUGGCACCGUAAGUAUUCGCGUGCGCUCCGAAGGUUCAGAAGAGGAGAAAGAGAUUUCCCGCUUCACCAAUGGGACUUACUUCGGAGAGCUGAGUCUCAUUACUCACAAGCCCCGCGCUGCGUCUGUCUACGCAUGCUCCGACGUCAAGACUGCCUUCCUCGACGUCGAGGCUUUCGAAAGACUUCUGGGUAACUGCGUCGAGAUUAUGAAACGCAACAUAACCCAUUACGAGGAGCAGCUCGUGGCGAUACUGGGUUCAACCAACAUCUCCGACCUCCGAUGAGUUCUUCCCGAGCUCCCGAACUCUCGUUGCAUUCAACAUAGACACCCACCUUAUGAGUCACUGUACGGAAUGUGAACACUGUCGAAGAGCAGCACCGCCUCUGACGGGAGCAACGAUUGCGGUGACCAAGUCUGAACUAUUCGAGAGGGAUCAUCAUCGAUCACAACGCUUCGGAAACCGCAACAAGAACGGAAUCCGAUUUCGGUAGCCAAUCAAUGUGCAACGACGACGAGGAAGAAAACAAUCGCUCGCGUCACCCACCACCCCGAAUAUAAGGCCCGAUUUUUCGUCGGUGUAGGUUUUAUGGUGUUUUCAGUCAGAGUUUUUAGACCAGCAGCCGUGGGUGGUAGAUUAUCGGAGUCAGAGACUGGAUCAGCUGUUUAUCGGCACGCGAAGCGGAUCACACGCGAAGAGGAGAAAGAAGCAAGAAGCGACUAGUGGGGCUGAUCAAACAAAUAACUGCUAUGCGAUGCAAUGUAAUAAUUUAGGCGAUUAGGAUUCGGAUCAUUCUUUAAGGAUGACGAUGUGGGGCAUGUUGUUUUAUGUCUGUGAGAUUGAUUGGUUGGUUGGCUGAUUGACCGGUCGUUCCGUUAAGGACGACGGUCAUCAUUUCCGCGUAGACGAGUUCGAAAGUCGAUGGUCUGUCUGAUUUUAACACCUACCUAGCGAUUGACUGUUGUAUCAGGAUUGUAUGAAGCUGUAGCGACGAGCCAUGGAGCUCCUUGCUUCCUAGAAAAUACCAAGAAACAAACAUGAAGAAUUAGA